CUCUAUAUCGCAAAACGACGCGCUUGACUAGAAAAAGCUUCUUCCUAACGGCAGGACCUUCUCCGCCACUCUAGAACCUUCAUCGUCCAAAACCCUACUAUUCAUUCUUAAAUUGAAAGUUGAAAUCUACCCCUUCUUUUUUCCCAUGUUGUGGUGGUUCUCGUAGUUUCAUCGAAUUUCCACCCUCACUCAGGCAAGCAGUGCGUAACUGCCCGGAACUCGUCUCACAUCGUCGGACCAUUGCAUUUCCCCCUGCGGUAAGAUGUCGAACGAUUUGGCUCUUGAUUUGGAGGAGCUUAGGCAGCUGCAGGCCAUAGCCAAGCGGCCUCGCGUCCUUUCCCUCAUCUCUUCCGAGAUUCGCAACAUGGAGCAGAUGUUGAAGGGCCCUGCUUUUGUCCCUACACCAGCUCCCAUUGCUACUGGAGUCAAGCCCUCUGCUUCUCCUGCAUUGACGUAUUCUACUCUUGGAUCGUUCAGCUGGGAUCAGGACGCUGAGAAAGUGAAGAUUUAUGUGUCACUAGAGGGUGUCGAGCAAGAGAAAGUUGAGGCAGAGUUCAAGGAGAUGUCCUGCGAUGUCAAGUUCCAUGAUGUUCAGGGCAAGAACUACAGGUGCGCCAUCCCGAAACUGAACAAGGAAAUAGUGCCGGAUAAAUGUAAGGUGGUGGUUAAGCCUACGAGGGUGAUCAUCACUUUGUUCAAGGCUUCAAAGGGUAAUUGGUUGGACUUGCAGUUCAAGGAAGACAAGCUCAAGCCUAAUCUGGAGAAGGAGCGGGAUCCAAUGGCUGGGAUUAUGGGCUUGAUGAAGAAUAUGUAUGAGGAAGGGGACGAAGACCUGAAGCGAACUAUUGCCAAAGCAUGGACUGAUGCAAGAUCUGGCAAAGCGACUAUAUGAGGAAGGCUUUUUGUAAUCCCAUUUUGGCUUGGACGACAUUGUCUAGGGAAGUUGGGUUCUAGGUUCUUUUGGUUAUAUAUCAGCUACUGCAUGGUUGUAAGGAUGUCAUUGUUGGUCCAAAAAUGGGAAUGCAUCAAGAUGUGUUUGCACUCUGUUGAUCAUUUCUGGAAUGUAAAUUGCCUUUUCGGCCGGUCUCUGUUCUCAAUUCUAAUGUCGUGACAUGGUUCAUCUUUUAUCUCCAAUCUAAUCCAUUUUCUGCUUUCGUUCAAUUUCUGGUUUACACACUGGCCAGGUCUUUAAUAUUGAAAUGAUCAAGUCUUUCUUUGUUGUAGCCACACAACUCGUGGAAAAGCUUUGGCCAAGAUUGGCAACACAAUCCAUGCGCCUUGUUGUCUCCGUAUUUCCCUUAUGACUGGUCAUUUCCUAACUUUCAUUUACAGUAGUUCUCUUCACCAUGAAUACCUUUAAGUUGCUUAUCUCCACGUCCAUUUACAUAGCAGAAUCACAUUCUUUGCUUCUAUGUCCACUACCCCAAGCCACCACACUCCACAGUUCUUUGGUGUCUUGCACUUAUCUCAUCCCACUAGAUGAAGGUUUUGUUUCUCAUGAGUUCCUGACCAAAUAUUGGUGCUUAAGGUACAUUUUAGACUACCUCUAUACUUGCCCCUUACCCUAACUGGUAUAUUGGCCUGUGGAACCACACACAAUAGUUUCAUGUUACCGUUUUUAUCAAGGUUGUCAACCCGCGGGCGGACCCGCACCCGCCCGUCUACCCGCGAGGCGAGAAAAACGGGCCGCACGUACUUGUCGGGUCGACCGCUUCAAAAUACCGGAUUGGAUGUCAAAUUGUGUCAUUUUUUUCUUUGGUUUGCGAAAUGCACCUAUUUUUCAGUUUUUUUUGUCCGCCUAACUCAAUCUUUGGAAUCCUAAGUUGAACAUUUGAAUAUUGAUGUUAUAUAAGUGUGUGAAUUUUCACUAUAUGUUGGAUCUAAGUACGACAUGUUAUUUUGGUGUAAUAUUAUAUGUUAUAACGCAUAUGUUAGAUGAGAUUUGAUAUAAUUUAUAAGGAUAAGUACAAUAUAAUUAUUCUUUUCAU
This is a messenger RNA of Linum trigynum, 1988 nucleotides long. NCBI's taxonomy places the organism in Eukaryota, Viridiplantae, Streptophyta, Magnoliopsida, Malpighiales, Linaceae. The record is from the annotation of a GenBank genome assembly.